GGUCAGCUGACAGGACUACAGCUGUGUAAACAUGGCGUCGGUGUGUGGACGUGAAGGCUUCAUGUAGCUGUGAGAGCAGCCAGUCCCCGGUUUAAACACUCACACGGUGAUGAAGGACAGCACUGAGACCGAGAAGAGGAGGAGGAGGACGGACGCUGCUCGCUCAGGUUUCUGCACAGCGUGAACGGAGGAUGAACGCACGGAGCAUGCGCAGUAGGACUGCUUUGUUAACAGACACACUGAUCUGUGUUUGUGUCGCGAUGAUUUCUGUUCUUUUUCUUUACAUAAACAAAGUGCUGCCCGGUCAGGUUAGUCCUGGAGGAACGGAUCUGAUCUGAGACUGUGUUUAAUGACAUCAACAGAUAGAUAUGGAUGCUCUCACAGCUGUUAACGUCAUUAACUGACGCUCAGCAGGAUGCUGACUGAUUGGACCGUUUGAACCCUCUCUCUCUGAUUGGACCGUUUGAACCCUCUCAGUGCUGCUGUGUGUUCAUGUUGUGUUGCUCAUGCCUGGCUUAUUAACAGCACUAUGAUUGGCUCUCCUGACCUGGUGGCGUUCACUAAAGAGGAUGAGUAUGGACACACUAAUCCAGACCCCUGGGCAGUCCCUGAGGAGUUUUCUGUCCCGCUCCAUCCCUUGGUCGACCUUAACCCCUGGGCUAAAACCUCGUACGCCAAAUUCACCAAAGACUUCAUCCUGAUCUCUGAGUUCUCGGAGCAGGUGGGUCCUCAGCCCCUCCUCACCAUCCCUGAUGACCCUAAAGUCUGUGGCUCCUUCGACCUGAACUACUUCUCCCUGCGCAUCAUGUCUGUGGACUAUCAGGCCUCCUUUGUGGGUCACCCGCCCGGCAGUGGAUACCCGAGGCUCAGCUUCGUGGAGGACUCGAGGGUGGUCCUGGGGGACUCAAAGGAGGGGGCCUUUGCAUAUGUGCACCACCUGACUCUGUAUGACCUGGAGGCGAGGGGCUUUGUCCGUCCAUUCUGUAUGGCCUACGUGUCAGCAGAUGAGAGGAAGAUCAUGCUGCAGUUUGAGGAGCUUUCUUUCCGAUUCUCUCAGGCGUCCGAGUGUCUGAAGGCGGGAAACAGGAGGGCGUUCGCCAAAGAGCUGCAGAGGAAGCUGAGGGACCUCGAGUACACUCACUCUGUGCUGCAGAAGGAGGAGGGGCUACAGAGGGAGGCGAGGCCUCAGACCAUGUACUCCGCCCACGCUGUCGAGAAGGCCAAUGAACUGGCUAACGUAGAAAAGAGCAUCUACGAACACCGCGACCUGCUGAGACAGAUCAGCUCGUACCAUCAGCGUCCACGCCGUGACCCGAACGCCGUCACCUGUCAGACGUGUCUCAAUGAGUGUUUGAGUGAGUGUGAACAACUGUUGGACAAAUUCGCCAAAAUUGCAUCCCCCUUCACUCACAGCGAGGACAGCGGGGAGGAUGGGCGGAGUCAACCUGAUGGUGAAGAGGAGGUGGAUGGGGAGGAAGAGGAGGGCGUGAGACGGCGCCCGUCGUACACGCCACAGCUGAUCAAAGCCAAGUCUGCUAAGUGUUUCGACAAACGCCUGAAGACCCUGCAGGAACUGUGUGACGACGUGUUCUACGAGGCCACGGUGGAACUCCUGAAGGACACUGAGAGGAGCUUCAGGGGCGAUCUGUGCUACCUGCACACACGCCGACUGGACCGGGCACUACGCAGGAAACAGCAAGUUACCAACUUCCUGUUUGAGGAGGACCUUGGUGAAGACGAGGAGAGCGAGUUUGGAGCUCUGAGACCGGUUUGUGCCGUGAAUCACGUCAGAGCAAACUGUACGAUCCUAAAUCCACCUCCUGUAGUCCUCCAAUUAGAUCCUCCUGAGCCGGACUCUGACACGAUCCAGACUCAACAGAGCGAGUGCCAUCUGGACUCUGCCGACUCAGACCACACUGUAGAGACCCAGGAGACCACAGAAAGAUACAGGAGGGGUCAGAGUGGGGCAGGGCCAGUUGACAGGAAGCAGGAUCAGGGUGGCACAACUUCAGAGACCCCUGACCAUGACCUGACCCCUGAUCCUGUUCUGACCCCUGACCUGGAGAGAGAGAGCAGUAGUGAGGACCUGGAGACCACAGCAGGGGAGGACGAGGGAGACAGUGUAGGAGACCAGACCCCAGUGUCCCUGCUGGAGGUGGAGUCUGAGUUAAUGACCCGCAGAGAGGAUGAGUCUGAGGGACGCCCUGAUGGGACUUUUGACAUGGACUCGGACUUGUUGAUUCCUAUAGACACAACAUGCUGUUUGUCCCAAGAGGGCUUCCUUUAUGAUGAUUCUACCCCUCUGGUACCACCCUUUAUGGACCAAAGCUCUGAUCCCCAGUCCUGUGAAACCCUGGUUGUCAAACAGGAACCCCAGGCCCUCCUUCCACUCCAGGACCAGUACUCGGUCAGUUCCCCGGGCUCAGGAAGUCCUGCAGCAGGACUGGAUCUCCCUGUCCUUGCUUUUGGAGAUUCAGAUUCUCGGACCUCAGUGGAAGAGGGGUCGGACUGUACCUUGAGUGCUUCUACAGGUUCUGAGCGGGCCCCCUCCCCCCUCGGGUACGGGGGCAUGGUGACGCUGCAUCAGAGGAAGAAGGCGGGGCAGGGAUCCCUGAGGUUUGUGCGACAGUACCCAUUUGCCGUGCAGGCUUUGUGGUGUCUGAUGAGCGGAAGGACUCUGGUGGUUCUUGGGACGGAUGAAGGGAGAGUCCGUAGACUGGUCUCAGCUCUGGCUCUGUUUGUACCUGGUCCAGGCAAAUGUGCAGAGAAGGUUCAGUCGUGGUUGUCCGUCCCCUUCACCCUGACUGACCUGCAGAGGUGGAAACUCAUUGGACUGCAAAGAAUGGCGUCUCCAGUGGGUUCAAGUAUGCUCUACUCGCUGUCUCGCUACAGCCGCUACAUCUCCAUCCUGGACGCCGACCAGAAGACUUUACGCUGUCCGCCAUAUUGUGGCCAACUCCUCGCCAACAUGGCCACCCACCGCACUUACAUCCGACGGGGCUCCACUUACUUCCUUCACCUACAGAGCACGCUCUGUCGCCUGGCAGCCAAGGCCUUCCUGUUUACCUUCACCCACCACCUUCACCUUCCUGUCAGCUCCACGGAGGCGCCCGAGGUGGUGGAGGGCCGCCGCCACUGCUUCCUGCAGGAGCAGCUGGGACUGGGCGAAGAUGACAGCCUGAUACUGCUCUACCUCAGCCAGCUCAUCACACAGCAGUACCUUCAGCCCACCACCGGGGGCAGUGCAGCAUCAACCUGCUUUAGUUUGAAAUACACCACCAGCGUUUUAUACAAAAUCUGAUGCGUUACACAUUUAGAGAAAAACCACAAACCUUUGAUUUUUAACAGACACAAUGUGAUUUUAAGGAGGUCAUUUUAGAUGAGAAUGUUUUAUUAUUUCUGCCUCGCUGUCUUCUUCUCUGGUCUCGUUUCAGCCUUGCUGUGCAGACAAAAACAGAAGGUGAAGUGUGAACGUCAGUCAGUGGUUAACUUCCUGUGUAUUUGUUGACACACACACACACUAACAGAGGAGCUGAGUUAUGUGUGUUCUCUUCCAGGGUUAAAGAGAGCGGCUUGCAGGCUGAUCGUCUGUUUCAGCAGCAUCACUGACGUCUCUCUCACACCAACACGUGUCUGAAGAUUUUCCUUUUUUGAACUUGUCUGUGACACGCUCAGUUUUCUCUGUAUUGAAUGAACUGACGCGAUAAAGUCAAUGUCCGGUUGCGAUGCAUGAAAAUGGUUGUUGAAGUCGGACCAGAGAAAUCGGGUCAGCAGCCUCCUGUCAUGUUUCUCCUGCUGAGAGCAUGGAAGAGGAUGGAACUGACGACGUUUGAAAAGCUAUUUAACCUUUAAUGUAUUAAAUAUCACCGCUGUGAUUCAGGGUGAGAGUGAUGUCGUGUUCGCAUGAGAUCGUGACGUGUCCGCUGGAUCACAGUCUGCUAUAUCGUCUUGUUGUCUUUGCAGAGAUGUUGCUGAGGUUGUCUUGUUGUCUCUGCAGAGAUGUUGCUGAGGUUGUCUUGUUGUCUCUGCAGAGAUGUUGCUGAGGUUGUCUUGUUGUCUCUGCAGAGAUGUUGCUGAGGUUGUCUUGUUGUCUCUGCAGAGAUGUUGCUGAGGUUGUUGUCUCUCUGCAGAGAUGUUACUGAGGUUGUCUCUGCAGAGAUGUUACUGAGGUUGUCUUGUUGUCUCUGCAGAGAUGUUACUGAGGUUGUCUUGUUGUCUCUGCAGAGAUGUUACUGAGGUUGUCUUGUUGUCUCUGCAGAGAUGUUGCUGAGGUUGUUUAGAUUUUACUAUUUAAAAAAAAGUACUUCCUGUGCCAUCAAAGCAGAUUGCUAAACUUGAAAAGUUGCCUUUAAUUUAUUUAUUUGUCAACAAUCUGUAUUGAAUGUGUGUGAUGAACAAAAUGGGGGUUGUUUUGUCCUUGCGCUAACUUUUUAUUUUAAGAUUUAACUAAAAACAUCCUCCCGAUGUUUUUGUUUUUACUUCAGUUAGAUUCUUUUACGUCAUGUUGUUUUUGUACUUUUUAAACUCCUUUUAAAUAUGAUAACUUUCUGAUGCCAUUGUUAUCCCCUUUUCAUGUACAAAGAAGAAUGUAAUCUGAAGAAGCCAUACCAUGAUAACAUUAGUGCUAACAUGUUAUACCACAGUUUGCUAAUGUGUUGUCUGUGUUUUUGUUAUCGUGUCUGCCUUUUUAACGUCACCAUGAGGGAGUGCUGUGCUCCCUGCUUCCCUGUAUAACGGCCUUGGUAAUUUGAAUAAAGCACGCUGUGAUGUCAUGAAACUGAAA
Molecule: messenger RNA, 4783 nt
Organism: Labrus bergylta (ballan wrasse)
Lineage: Eukaryota; Metazoa; Chordata; Actinopteri; Labriformes; Labridae
Gene: smcr8a
Product: Smith-Magenis syndrome chromosome region, candidate 8a
Cellular component (GO): guanyl-nucleotide exchange factor complex
Molecular function (GO): GTPase activator activity
Source: RefSeq, a predicted model, not a curated record